This is a messenger RNA of Cicer arietinum (chickpea), 429 nucleotides long. The record is from RefSeq and is a predicted model, not a curated record. Lineage: Eukaryota; Viridiplantae; Streptophyta; Magnoliopsida; Fabales; Fabaceae.
UGUGUGCUUCAAUAAUUUUUCCAUAAAAAAAUAUCAUAAAAAGUGACCACAUAUCACCUCAAAGGGAAUAAAUGGUGCAUUUUGUGUCUCAGGAUUCUUUUGUACGGGCAAAGAAGUGGAUUAGAGAAGUGCAAAGACAAGCAAAUCCAAAUUUGAUCAUAUUUUUGGUGGCAAACAAGGCUGAUUUGGAAGAACAGAGAAAAGUAGGAAAUGAGGAGGGUGAGGAGUAUGCUAAAGAAAAUGGCAUGUCUUUCUUUGAAACUUCAGCAAAAACCGCACAGAAUGUCAAUGAGUAUUUAUUUUUACUAAAAUAUAAAAAAAAAUUGUGGAUAUGUUUUUUCUAUUGGAAUAUCGAUCACUUGAAAACCAAAUGGCCAAUGGUUUUAUAUAUUAUUGUUUAAUUUAAUAAAUUUGAUUUUUUUUUUCUAA